Ilex paraguariensis (yerba mate) is the source of this 234-nucleotide messenger RNA. Lineage: Eukaryota; Viridiplantae; Streptophyta; Magnoliopsida; Aquifoliales; Aquifoliaceae. The record is from the annotation of a GenBank genome assembly.
AUGGACAUUAUGAUAUGUUUACAUGGACAAAGAAGUGGUCCCUUGGAAGGUCACAUGGUCGUGGUGGUCGAGGCCAUGGAUUUGGAAGGGGCUGUUGACGGGGAAGGGGCCGUAGUGAGAAGAUAUCUGCGGAAGAUCUUGAUACUGAAUUGGAGAAGUAUUACUAAGAAGCAACGCAUACAUAUUGAAUUCUUCCCUCAGGUUUAUUGGUUGGCUUCUUUUCACCUGCUGUAG